Mesorhabditis belari is the source of this 1188-nucleotide messenger RNA. NCBI's taxonomy places the organism in Eukaryota, Metazoa, Nematoda, Chromadorea, Rhabditida, Rhabditidae. The record is from the annotation of a GenBank genome assembly.
AUGACAAUAUCGUAUUCGGGGAAUUUCUUCAAAUUACUUCUCCGAUGGAAGGGUUCAAUAUGGAGAUCCACGUGGAAAGAGCUCAUCAUUUAUUUGGCGUUGUAUUAUGCGAUUAGAAUAUUCUACAAAGAGGGGAUCGAUGUGCUCUUUGAUGCUCGUGAUCGGCCGAAGAUCAAGGAACAAUUCCGUACCCUUUGCCUCCAAUUCAACGAGUACACAAAGCUGAUCCCACUCACUUUUCUACUCGGUUUCUAUGUGUCAAAUGUUGUCUCGAGAUGGUGGCGUCAAUUUGAGACCCUCUCAUGGCCAGAGGAUAUCAUCUCCCUCCUAUGCUUGGUCAUUCCGAAAGAUGACGAGAAAAGUCAACGGAGAAGACACGUUAUUGCAAGAUAUCUCAAUUUGACCUCAGCGUUGGCUUGGCGAGAUGUCUCCUCAAAAAUCCGUCUCCGUUUCCCGAAAGUCCGCGAUUUGAUUACCGCUGGCUUGUUGACUGACAAAGAGUACAUCAUUCUUGAAGAACAUUAUGCCACCUGUCCGGCUAUUCGAUGGAUGGCUCCAUUACAUUGGGUUCAACAAAUCCUACAAGAUGAAGUCAAGGACAACAACCCGACCACAUCGCUUGUGAAUAAUUUUGUGACAGAACUGAAACUGUAUCGACAAUCUUUCCGGAAACUUUUCUCGUAUGAUUGGGUGUGUGUGCCGCUCGUUUACACGCAGGUGGCCGCUCUUGCCACCUACGCUUUCUUCUUUUUCUGCUUAUUUGGACGCCAAUUUUUAGAUGGAGACUCAAAGACAUUUGAUCUCAAAAUCCCGUUCUUCCUCAUCGUGCAAUUUUUGUUUUUUGUCGGAUGGUUUAAGGUCGGUCAAGAUUUGAUGCGACCAUUUGGUUUGGACGAUGACGACAUUGAGUUGAAUUGGAUUUUGGAUCGGAAUAUCACCACCUCGUUUGCAAUGGUUCAUCAAAUGAUGGAAACGACCUAUCCCGAGAUUGGCGAGGGGAAUGAGGACAUUUUCUGGAAAAGCCGUGACAAACCGCCAACAGUCUCGCAAACGGGACUCAUCGACAAGAUCAAACCCCACACACCGAAAUUGCACGCAUACGUGAGGAUGCCGAACAGUGAGACGUCGGAUGAUGAGAAGGCGAUCACUUGCUCCAGAUUGAGAGGAGAUCAACCAAAACUCUCAUGG